AUGGAUCAAGUAAACAUCAUCACUGGCCAAAAUGGAAUAUUGGAGAAGCCUCAGCUCUGUUUCGAUUCUCUUAACAGCUCUUGUGUGAAGCUGACCUAUCCUCUGGAAGUCCGGGUUUUGCUCUACAUACUCUUCAGUGUUUCAUCCUUUCUUACAGUGGUGGGGAAUCUUCUGGUGAUCAUAACUGUCAUUCAUUUCAAGCAGCUCCACACUCCAACUAACUACCUCAUUCUGUCUCUGGCUGUGUCUGAUCUGCUUGUAGGAGGACUUGUGAUGCCUCCCAGUAUGUUACGUUCCGUGGAAACUUGCUGGUAUUUGGGAAACUUGUUCUGUAAAAUACACAGCAGUCUUGAUGUCACAAUGUGCACUGCCUCAAUUUUAAAUCUGUGUAUAAUUUCUCUAGAUCGAUAUUAUGCAGUCUGUCACCCCCUUCUGUACCACAGUAAAAUGACUACUAAUACAACCUUGUUUAUGAUCUUUGCUUGUUGGAGUAUUUCUGCUGUAGUAGGAUUUGGGAUGAUAUUUCUACAGCUGAACAUAAUAGGUAAUGAAGAUUUUUACAUCAAUAACUUUGCCUGCAUGGGUGCCUGUAUGGUGUUUCAGACUAAAGUGGGUGGUGUCGUGUUUUCAAUGUUUUGUUUUUACAUCCCUGCCCUGAUCAUGCUCGGUGUGUAUGUGAGAAUCCUACAUGCUGCAUGGCGACAAGCACGUGCGAUCCAGGGCACUGCUGCAUGGAUGAAAAAUGCUGAGAAGGCCACCGUGGUCAAGUCUGAGAGGAAGGCUACCAAAACACUGGCCACCAUCAUGGGGGUCUUUCUCACAUUCUGGGUGCCGUUCUUCCUUUGUAACUGUAUAGACCCUUUCACUGGGUACUCAGUACCACCAGUGUUGUUUGAUUUGCUCCUCUGGGUCGGGUACUUCAACUCCACAUGUAAUCCUUUAAUAUAUGCAUUGUUCUACAGCUGGUUCAGACAUGCUUUCAGAGUCAUUCUCUCUGGUAGGAUAUUUCAGAGCAAUUCUUCACGCACCAAAUUGCUUUAA
Molecule: messenger RNA, 1041 nt
Organism: Electrophorus electricus (electric eel)
Lineage: Eukaryota; Metazoa; Chordata; Actinopteri; Gymnotiformes; Gymnotidae
Product: trace amine-associated receptor 1-like
Biological process (GO): G protein-coupled receptor signaling pathway
Cellular component (GO): membrane
Molecular function (GO): trace-amine receptor activity
Source: RefSeq, a predicted model, not a curated record